Messenger RNA from Dentiscutata erythropus, 375 nucleotides. NCBI's taxonomy places the organism in Eukaryota, Fungi, Glomeromycota, Glomeromycetes, Diversisporales, Gigasporaceae. The record is from the annotation of a GenBank genome assembly.
AUGGCUGCCCUAAAACCCUCUUAUCAGAUCAAGAUUCAACAAAACCCUGUGUUUGACACUAGCCAAAACCACACUACAAAACACAAGCCCUUCUACCUUAUGUAUAGCCAACACACUAUAGUGCCUCUAGACUUGCAGCUACAAGGAAGUAAAGAAACCCAAAAUAACAUCAGAAAUGCUCAAGAAAGACAAAAAGGAUACUAUAAUAAGAGUAUUAAGUCCAUUGAAUUUAAAAUUGGUGAUCAAGUCCUCCUUUAUGAAUCUGCCAAAGAGAAGGUUUAUAGCAACAAACUUAGAGAAAAAUGGAAAGGCCCUUACUUCGUCCAUGAUUACAGAGUCUCUGGUGCAUACAAGCUACGAACGGUCGAAGAGAAG